CUCCUCGCCCGAUCGAAUUUUCCAUUGCCACAGUCGAGAAAUCGAAGGAUCGGCGAUAUGGGUUUUGCUUCUAUCGAGCUCUGGGUAGUGACCCAACUUCGAAAGAUCGUUCCGUGUUGCUCAAACCUGGAGAACAGAGUGUGUUAAUCGGAAAGUAGGCAGUGAAGCUAAGAGGGAGAGUGUGAUUGUAGCGCCGUCGGAGGAGUAGACGAGAUGGAGAAUUCGAGGCGGAGGAAACGCAGCGAUGGCGCCGUGAGAGGCAUUGCAGUGAAUCCCAGAUCGAUGGGCAGGAAGCGCAAGUCCAAGGUUGAGGGAUGGAAGACGCUCCUUCUGGUGUCGGUAUUGCUGGUUCUGGUGGGAGCUCUGUGUUGGGUGUUUCUCGUCCAGAAGCCAUUUUCUGCCUCUUCAUCGGACGAAGCUGCCCAGGAUUAUUGGGGAUUGGCAGAGUUAUCGGUGCAUGAGCGGGGGCUUGUCGUGCGAAACGUGGAUUGGGACUCAAUUGUCAAUGAGCAUGGACGGCCGUGGAAGGACUCUGGACAUCGACAUUUUUUGAACUCAGUCCUGGUCUAUGUUACACCGUGGAAUUCUCUAGGCUAUGACAUGGCCAAGAAAUUUCGAGCUAAAUUUACACAUGUUUCUCCUGUUUGGUAUCAGCUGCAAAGAGGUAAAGAUAGACUGGAGCUACUCGGUAGGCACGACGUGGACAAGCAAUGGAUCGAUGCUGUUCGUCAAGAUGGAAGCCCCAUGAUUGUUCCUCGCGUGGUGCUGGAAGGCUCACCUCUACAUAUGUUGGUAGACCCAGCAGAGAGAAAGCAGGCUAUCGAUCUCAUCGUAAAUGAGUGCAAAUACAUGGAGUACGAUGGAGUUGUUCUGGAAGCUUGGACGGCAUGGGCAGUUUAUAACAUCCUUGAAAAUCCAAAUUUGCGUCAUAAGGCUUUGGAAUUUGUUCUUGCCCUUGGUGAAACAUUACAUUCUAUGAAGGCGUCAAAGUCGGGCAGCGAGAAACGAAAUAUGCAGCUGCACUUCGUCAUACCACCACCAUCUGAUUAUAAGAAGGAUCCUCGAGUUUUUACCCGUGCAGACAUGACCAUGUUGGGGAACUCUAUCGAUGGUCUCUCAGUCAUGACGUACGACUUCUCAGGACCUAACCAUCCUGGCCCCAAUGCUCCGGCUCCCUGGAUUGAUAGUACCUUGGCAAGUCUUCGUAGAAUGUCCGAGGACAGUGACGCUGCUCCUGAGGUUCUAUUAGGGCUGAAUUUUUAUGGCAACGAUUACACCCUUCCACAAGGUGGGGGUGCCAUUGUCGGCCAUCAGUGUGUUGCAUUGCUUGAGAAAUACAAGCCCAGUAUCACCUGGGAUAAAAAAUCCGAAGAGCACUAUUUCAUGUAUGAUGGUGAGGAUGCAAAGCAUGUGGUGUUUUAUCCCACGCUGGCUUCUGUAUCGGCAAGGCUCAAUACAGCCAACAAAGUGGGGUCAGGAAUUUCGAUUUGGGAAAUAGGUCAGGGUUUGGAGUACUUUUUUGACCUUCUAUAAUGUCCAGGAGAGAUUGUCUCUGAGCUCUAGAAGUCCUGAGAUGGCGCAGCUUGCAGCUGGGUUUGCCGCUCUCAUUGGCAUCAUCUUAACUUGUGAACACGAAGUGGGUUGGUAUAUAUAUUUAGGUCUCAAUGUUUUGGUCUUCAGCUGAAACACACUUCAGACAAUACAUGAAUCUCAUUCAUGCGGUGAAGGCAGCUGGCUGGAAACGUAUGUCAUGGUAGUUGUAGGUUUCAAUAUUUAGCAACUUCAUUUCACAACUCAAAACGGCAAAGCAUUUUACCUUCCCUCUUGCGCAGCAUUAUUUAACUGUUGCAAACGAGUGAAGGGUGUGGCUAGAUUGUUGCAGGUCUCAGGAAUAAUCCACCUAAUUCGAAAUGGAUGCUGUUAAA
Messenger RNA from Physcomitrium patens, 1925 nucleotides. RefSeq lists its product as uncharacterized. Gene Ontology annotation, biological process: carbohydrate metabolic process. Gene Ontology annotation, molecular function: chitin binding; oligosaccharide binding. NCBI's taxonomy places the organism in Eukaryota, Viridiplantae, Streptophyta, Bryopsida, Funariales, Funariaceae. The record is from RefSeq and is a predicted model, not a curated record. Gene Ontology annotation, cellular component: endomembrane system.